AUGCCUGAGGGAAUAACGGCCGAGAGUCUGAUGAACAACAUCAUGGAAUCAAUAUCUGAUAGUGUUUCGAAGCACAAAUCAGUAUCAUUUUUUGAGGAGGAGAAAUCCAAUUCGGUGACUUCUCAGUUUAACAGCUUGUUUGGAUGUCAAAAGCCAGUGCACCAUCUUUUGGGGGGUGGAAAAUCUGCUGAUGUUCUGUUAUGGAGGAACAAGAAGAUCUCAGCCAGCGUUUUAGGCGCUGCUACAGUCAUUUGGGUGCUUUUUGAAUGGCUUAAUUACCAUUUUCUUACCCUUGUAUGCUUUGUGCUGGUUAUUGGUAUGCUUGCUCAAUUCGUUUGGAAAAAUGCCUCGGGUAUAUUGAACCGAUCUCCAUCCAAAGUCCCUCGUCUUGUUAUGCCCGAGGAGGUUUGUGUCAACAUUGCCAAGAUGAUAGGAACUGAGGUGAAUCAUGGUUUGAGAUUCUUGCAGGAUGUUGCCUGUGGAGGAAAUAUGAAGCAAUUUCUAGUGGUUGUUGCAAGCUUGUGUGCUGCUGCUAUUAUUGGAAGCUGGUGCAACUUUUUGACUGUUUUAUACGUUGGAUUUGUUGCUGCUCACACAUUGCCUGUACUUUAUGAAAGACACGAAGAUCGAGUUGAUAGGUUUGUGUACAAAGUCCUCGAUCAGCUUCGGCACAACUACCGCAGACUUGAUUCUGGUGUCUUCAGCCGAAUUCCGAAGGGCAAGCUUAGGGGAAAGAAGGCUGACUAG
Molecule: messenger RNA, 747 nt
Organism: Fraxinus pennsylvanica
Lineage: Eukaryota; Viridiplantae; Streptophyta; Magnoliopsida; Lamiales; Oleaceae
Source: the annotation of a GenBank genome assembly